AUGUUCUACUGUUUAUCAUCAAUAAAAAAGCCAAAGAAGUAGUUCAAUUUACUUCACUUGGAAUCUAAUGAACUUUACAUACUUUCUUUGGGCGUUUCCUUAAUAGUUGAUUUAAAUACCGAAGAGUAAAAAUCAUCUUUGAUUCAUAUAUUAUUUGAUCAAAUAAAUUGUUUAAAUGAUAAUUAUUUUUAGAAUAAAACAUUCAACCUCUAAAAAUUGUUUACUAAAUUAAUAUUUUAUAAUGGUAGGGUAUAAGGAAAGCUUCAUUUAUGUAGCAGGUCUCUAGUGUUUGAACCUUUUGAUAUUGAUUUGCCUCUUAUUAAAAUGAAAUAUUCUCAUAACAUUUCCCUUAAAUUAAUUAAAAGUGUUAAUUGCCAAAAGCUUUAAGCACUACUCUAGAUAUAAUUACCAGCUAGCUAAUUAAAUGAAGGUAAAAUAGAAAAAGAGAUUUAGAAGCUAUAAGGAUAAAGUAAUUAGGCUAGACCUUAAUCACCUUUAAACUAAGAUCUUAAAAAUAAAAAAAAGGGAGAAUUAGUAACUAGACUAUAUAGAUAAUAAAAACAAUCAAGUAAUAGCAUUAAAGAAUCAUAAAGUAUUUAAUAAUAGUAAAACUACUUCAAAGAUGUCUUAAUGAAUGCAAUUUUUAUUUAGAAUGAUAAGCUUUUUGUAAUUCAUAGAAAUCCUAUUUCUCCUUACCUCACAGAAAUAAAUACAGACAACAUAAUUUUUAGCAUUGACAAAACAAAUACAAAAGAAUAAAUUAUUAGAUUCCUUAAGUUUUAUGAUGGCUUUAUAAGGACAAAAGAUGAAACUUUGUACAUUAAUUUUAUCAUAGAAAAUUCAGUACAGUAAAGUAUGAAGGAGUUUGCAGAAUAAAAAAAAAAUCAAGGGAAACAGAUAAACUUUAUUCAUAAAGCUAUGAAAAUAACUCCAGAAGGUAACAUUCAUGGGUUCUGGACUUCAAUAGGAACAAGUUUGAUGUUUUGCCCAAUUAUAAACAGCAUUGAUUCUAAUAUUAUUGAAUAUAAGCUAUCAGAUGUAAAAGGAUUUUUGAAAUACAGAUACCUGAUGAAGCAUUAAGGAAUAGAAAUAUGGUUUUAUAACAAAAAGAGAAGCUUAUUACUUGUCUUCGAUGAUAAUUAAACAUAAUAAACUGUCUUCUCAUAUUUGGGAGAAGCAUGCACAAAAGUAUAAUAGUAUGGUUAUAACUAAGAUUAAAUCACUUAACUCUGGAUAAAUAAUUCUAUUUCUAAUUUUGAAUAUCUAAUGUAUUUAAAUACUAUAGCUAAUAGAUCAUUUAAUGAUAUAAGCUCUUAUCCAAUUUUUCCAUGGAUAGUAGGUGAUUAUAGAUCUGAAUCAAUUGAUCUAGAUAAUCCUGAAUUUUUUAGAGAUUUAUCUAAGCCAGUAGGAGCUUUAAAUAAACAUAGACUUCAAAAGCUAAAAGACUUCUACACUGACAUACUGAGAGAGAAAUAUAAAAAUGCAGAAGGGUAUUUAUAUCCAACACAUUAUAGCUCUCCAGGAUUAGUUGUCUACUUUUUGAUUAGAAAAAUUCCAGAAUUUGUUAUUAAAUUAUAAAAUGGCGUUUUUGGUCCAACAGAUCGUAUUUUUAGGGGAGUUGAGAGCACUUGGGACAACACUCUUAAGCUAGAUGCAGAUUUUAAAGAAUUAAUACCAGAAUUCUAUUAUUCAGAUGGAGAUUUCUUAGUAAAUAAUGAAAAACUAGAGUUAGGUAUUUCUCCAGAAGGAGAUAUUAUAGAUGAUGCACUUAUUCCAAACUGGGCUGAAAAUGUUCAUGAUUUCAUUUAAAAAAUGAAAUUGUGUAUUGAGUCAGAUUACGUUAGUAAGAACAUACAUCAUUGGAUUGAUUUGAUUUUUGGAUACAAGCAAACAGGAGAACAGGCAAAAAAAUCCAAUAAUUUAUUCUACCCUCUAACUUAUGAAUAAAAUAUAAACUGGAGUAAAUAUUAAUCUCCUUAUGAGAAGGCUGCCAUGGAAAUCCAAGUGUAGGAGUUUGGGCAAUGUCCUGUUCAAGUUUUUAAAAAAUAACACCCACAAAGAAAACCCAAACAUAUUUAUUCAGGUCCUAACAAUCUCCAAGAAUAAUAUAAUUUGUUGAUAAAAAAGUAUCAAAAUUUAAAAGUAGAAAAUGAAACAGUAAAAUAGUAAUUGGCUGCAUAAGAAGAUAAUCAACAAUAAAAAUUGUAAACUGAAGAGAUAUAGUUCCUUUAAAACUAGCAUGCAGUUUAAUUGCUUGACAUGCAAAACAAAAUUAAGUACUUGUCGCAGUAAAACGAAAAUCUAAAAUAGUUCAUAAAAGGAUUUUAAGAAAAAAUGGACCAAGAAAAUAGCGUCAGCAGUAAUUUUUUAUAGGCAGUCGAAGAUUAAAGCGGAUAAGCUAUAAACGAGAACGAUUUUGAUUUUUUAAACGAAACAGAAAACUCUACAAUAUGA
Messenger RNA from Tetrahymena thermophila SB210, 2454 nucleotides. RefSeq names its product beige/BEACH domain protein. The transcript has 9 exons. NCBI's taxonomy places the organism in Eukaryota, Ciliophora, Oligohymenophorea, Hymenostomatida, Tetrahymenidae. The record is from RefSeq and is a predicted model, not a curated record.